AUGUCGAGGGCCGCGGGGCUGCGCAACUGGCGGGGCGAAAUCAUUCCGUCGGUUGCGUCUGCUGCACCGUCUGGCGUGGCAUGCGGGACUCGGGGGACGUCGGAGGACUUGUUGCGAAACGUCGUGGCCUCAAAGGGAGCGCAACCAGUUGCAAAUGAGACAGUGUCGACGGUCGAGGACCAGCGGUCACUGCCGACAAUUGUAGUGCAGAAGGACGAGUUUGGUCGUGACGUUCAGGUCGUUGUGGAAAAGUGCAAGCGUGACAAGGAACGUAAGCACAAGCGCAAGCGUUCCGACAAGAGAGGCAGAAAAAGCGGACGAGAUCGAAGCAGCGUGGACAGGUCGAGGUCCUCGAGUCGUCGACGUCGUCGUGGUAGCACACCACCGCCGCCCGACCCGUUUCGUCCAGAGGUACCGUGGAUUGACGAUUGA
Molecule: messenger RNA, 432 nt
Organism: Hyaloperonospora brassicae
Lineage: Eukaryota; Oomycota; Peronosporomycetes; Peronosporales; Peronosporaceae
Source: the annotation of a GenBank genome assembly